AUGGAGACAGACUGCAUUCGCUACAUCCAGAAAUGUCGUCAAUGUCAGACUCACACAGAAUUGAUUCGAGUACCCCCCAACAAACUCCAUGUCACUAGUUCACCUUGGCCGUUCGCAGCGUGGGGCAUGGAUGUCGUUGGUCCAAUCGAGCCAACAGCAUCCAACGGGCACAUAUUCAUUCUUGUCGCAAUUGACUAUUUUACCAAGUGGGUUGAGGCCACCUCCCACAAAUCAGACACAAAGAAAGUUGUGGAUGACUUCGUCAAAAAUAACAUUAUUUGUAGGUUCGGAAUUCCUGAGUCAAUCAUCACUGACAACGACACCAACCUAAACAGUGACCUAAUGAGAUCAAUGUGUGAGAAGUUCAAGAUCAGUCAUCGAAACUCUACAGCAUACAGGCCACAGAUGAACGGGGCUGUUGAGGCAGCAAACAAAAACAUCAAAAGGAUAUUGCGCAAGAUGAUUGAUAACCACAAACACUGGCAGGAAAAGCUACCUUUCGCAUUGCUGGGGUGUCGUACCACAAUCAGAACUUCCACAGGGGCCACACCUUACUUCUUAAUAUACGACACUGAAGCUGUGAUACCCGCCGAAGUAGAAAUAACUUCCCUAAGGAUCAUCCAAGAAGCAAAGCUGAAUGACGCUGACUGA
Messenger RNA from Solanum pennellii, 651 nucleotides. RefSeq lists its product as uncharacterized. The transcript has a single exon. NCBI's taxonomy places the organism in Eukaryota, Viridiplantae, Streptophyta, Magnoliopsida, Solanales, Solanaceae. Gene Ontology annotation, biological process: DNA integration. Gene Ontology annotation, molecular function: nucleic acid binding. The record is from RefSeq and is a predicted model, not a curated record. Bases 1 to 651 code for a protein of 216 amino acids.